AAGACGAAAGCUCAAACCAUGUCCGACAACAAAAACAAAGACCAAUACGGUGUCCUUCUCUAUUACAAGUACGUCGAGAUUCCAAACCUCAACGAGCUCGUCACAUUCUACGACUCCAACUGCUCCUCGCUCGGCCUCCUCGGUCGUGUUCGGCUUUCUUCCCACGGCGUCAAUGUCACCGUUGGCGGCAACUUAUCCUCUUUGGAGAGGCACAUCGAAGCCGUUAAGGCCAUUAAUAGCGUCUUUGAAGGGACUGAUUUCAAGCUAGCAACUUGUCAUCAGCCAUUAAUUGACAAUGUUGCUAAGGAGUGUGGAUUCACUUCUCUCUCAAUUCGGAUCGUCAAGGAAUUGGUUACUCUCAGUUCCCAUCCACUGUUAAAGUCACCUGAAAUCUCAAAUGCUGGAAGACAUCUCUCUGCUGUUGAGUUCCAUUCUUCCCUUCAGAAUUCUAACAAGGAGAGUCCAGAAAACAACCUUGUUUUACUUGAUGCAAGGAAUCUUUAUGAAACAAGAAUUGGGAAAUUUCAUGCACCAAAUGUUGAAACUUUAGAUCCUCAAGUUAGGCAGUAUAGUGAUUUGUCCUCUUGGAUAGAUGAUAAUGGUGAGCAGUUGAAAGGCAAACAAAUCCUCAUGUAUUGUACCGGUGGAAUCAGGUGUGAAAUGGCAUCAGCAUAUAUUAGGUCAAAAGGUGCUGGGUUUGAUAAUGUGUUUCAGUUAUUUGGUGGCAUACAACGGUAUUUGGAGCAAUUCCCAGACGGUGGUUUCUUCAAAGGAAAGAAUUUUGUUUUUGAUCCCCGGAUAUCAGUUGGAAGUUCAGAUGCUAAUAUUGUUGGUACCUGCCUUAUCUGUCACUGUUCAUUUGAUGAUUAUUCUUCACGCUGCCGAUGUACUUAUUGCAGAAUACUUGUCUUGGUUUGUGGUAAUUGCCAGAAUGAAGCUGCAGAGUAUAUUUGUGAGCUAUGCCAAAAACAGGGCAAGGCUGUUAGGUCAAUGCAGUUGAUUGAAAAUGGUAAAUCAAGGACACCAUUGCCAGUUGUUGAGUUCCAGAAUUUUUCUUCAGAUACUAUAUUCUUGCCUCAAAUGCCUAGGGGAGAUGAUCUACAGACCUCAAGAAAACUAAGAAUCUUAUGCUUGCAUGGAUUUCGGCAGAAUGCAUCCAGUUUUAAGGGAAGAACAGCAUCAUUAGCCAAAAAGCUCAAGAAGAUUACUGAAUUUUCUUUUGUAGAUGCACCUCAUGAAUUGCCAUUCAUUUAUCAAACCCCCAUGUCGGUGCCCUGUGGGAAUUGUGCAUCAUCAUCAUUGCCAUCAAUUCCUCCUCCACCUCUGGAGAAUUGCAAGAAGAAGUUUGCAUGGUUUGUGGCAUCUAAUUUUGAUGGAAGUAGCGGUGUUGAUUGGAAGGUAGCAGAUGGCCCAUUUGAUCCACUUCAAUACCAGCAGCAAACUGAUGGAUGUGAUAUUUCACUAUCACACUUGAAGAAUGUGUUUUCCCAAGAAGGGCCAUUUGAUGGAAUCUUAGGAUUUUCACAGGGAGCAGCAAUGGCCGCCUUAAUCUCUGCACAACAAGAAAAGCUAGAAGGUACUAUGGACUUCAAAUUUGUAAUCUUGUGCUCAGGCUUUGCUCUCCAUGUGAAGGGGAUGGAUGGUGGCCCUAUCAAGUGCCCCUCUCUUCAUAUUUUCGGUAAUGAACAUGGUAAAGACAGGCAGAUAGCUAACCAAGCUAGCAAGGAGCUUGCUUCUCUAUAUGAUGGCGGUUGUUCUGUGAUCGUUGAACAUGAUUGUGGUCACAUAAUUCCUACUCGGUCCCCAUAUAUUGAUGAGAUCAAGAAUUUCCUUGGGCGUUUUCUGUAAGAGGUCGGGAAAAAAAAAAAACACUUGUUGAUACUAUUCAAAACUUACAAUGUUGCGUUGCUUGAUAUCAUAUUUGUCUUAUGCAUAUCACCUUGCCAUAGAACCUGUACCAUGUUCUAUGGUCAUGCGAUUGCCUCAUUUCAAUCUAGUAAGGACCAAGCCUCUUAAUUAUAUGUCAUAAGCGUGCAACGAACACCACAUUCAAAGCAUACUAAUCAUGCUGAGAGUCUGUAAUUGUUGCGAAGUUGAAAGGAAGGAAGAUGAUGCGUGGGAAUGAAAAAAAUUAACAUACAACUAUACAAGGUCAUGCAAAUCUU
Molecule: messenger RNA, 2165 nt
Organism: Gastrolobium bilobum
Lineage: Eukaryota; Viridiplantae; Streptophyta; Magnoliopsida; Fabales; Fabaceae
Product: rhodanese-like domain-containing protein 6
Exons: 9
Coding region: 19-1848 (609 amino acids)
Source: RefSeq, a predicted model, not a curated record